AUGUCCGCUUUCCCCGGUCCCGUCUACGGGCUUGAGGUCCCGCCUGGCGAGAUCUUGAUCCCCGCCGGCAUGGAAUUCCCUGCCUCUUUCCGCAUCACCAUGGCUGCUCUCGACCCGACGGAGGAGCCCGAGGCGGACGAGGAGGGUAACAUUCCCAACGUCCCCCGCUCUACCCUGCGCCUCGUCAAGCGUGCCUUCCCCGGCCUUGACGAUGACUCGGAUGAUGAGAUUGACGACGAGUACAUGCGCGCCAUGCUCGCCGCCUCGGAUGAUGACGACGAGGAUGACGACGACGAGCCCAACGGCGGCCCCAGCGACGCCAAGAAGAAGAAGCAGUCCCUCGCCAUCAAGAAGCUCCUCGAGGCCGCCCAGGAGGAGGAGGAGGAGGAGGAUGAGGAGAUGGAGGAUGCCAAGCCCAACGGCGUCAAGAAGGGCAAGGGCAAGGCCAAAGCCAAGGCCGACGAGGAGGACGACGAGGAGGACUCGGACGAGGACUCGGAUGAUGACAGCGAGGAGGGAGCCGACCUCGAGAACUUUGUCGUCUGCACCCUCGACACGGAGCGGAACUACCAGCAGACGCUCGACAUCACCGUCAACCACGGCGAGAAGGUCUUCUUUGUCGUCACCGGCACCCACACCGUCUACCUGACGGGAAACUAUGUCAUGGACGACGAUGAGGAUAGCGAGGACGAUGAGGACUACGACUUCGACCCCGAGGAGCUCGAGGAUGCCCUCGGCUCCGACGUCAGCGACGACGAAAGCGACGAGCUCGACGACAUCCGCAUCGAGGAGGUCGACUCCGAGGAGGAGGCCCCCAAGCUGGUCGAGACCAAGAAGGGCAAGAACAAGCGCGCCGCCGAGGACGCGGCCGAGAACCUCGACGACAUGAUCAAGGCCGACGACGCCAAGCUGUCUAAGAAGCAGCAGAAGAAGCUCAAGAACAACAAGGGCGAGGCUGUCGCGGCCGAGGAUGGCAAGAAGGACAGCAAGAAGGUCCAGUUCGCCAAGAACCUCGAGCAGGGCCCUACCGGCUCCGAGAAGGCCAAGCAGCCCGCCAAGGCCUCCACCGGCGUCAAGGUCGUCCAGGGCGUCACCAUCGACGACCGCACCAUCGGCAACGGCCGCACGGUCAAGAGCGGCGACACCGUCGGCGUUCGCUACAUCGGCAAGCUCGCCAACGGACAGCAGUUUGAUGCGAACAAGAAGGGCAAGCCCUUCUCCUUCAAGGUCGGCAAGGGCCAGGUCAUCAAGGGUUGGGACGUCGGUGUUGUCGGAAUGGCCAUCGGCGGCGAGCGUCGCCUGACCAUCCCCGCCAACCUCGGCUACGGCUCCCGCGGCAUGCCUGGCAUCCCCGCCAACAGCCAACUGAUCUUUGAUGUCAAGGUCCUCGAGAUCAAGUGA
Messenger RNA from Drechmeria coniospora, 1401 nucleotides. Its product is annotated as putative FPR3-prolyl cis-trans isomerase. The record is from RefSeq and is a predicted model, not a curated record. The coding region runs from base 1 to 1401 and encodes 466 amino acids. Lineage: Eukaryota; Fungi; Ascomycota; Sordariomycetes; Hypocreales; Ophiocordycipitaceae. Gene Ontology annotation, molecular function: peptidyl-prolyl cis-trans isomerase activity; macrolide binding. The transcript has 4 exons. Gene Ontology annotation, cellular component: nucleolus; chromatin.